Sardina pilchardus (European sardine) is the source of this 6732-nucleotide messenger RNA. It is a transcript of the gene celf4, whose product is annotated as CUGBP, Elav-like family member 4. Gene Ontology annotation, molecular function: mRNA binding. Gene Ontology annotation, cellular component: ribonucleoprotein complex; cytoplasm; nucleus. The transcript is spliced from 14 exons. Gene Ontology annotation, biological process: mRNA splice site recognition; regulation of alternative mRNA splicing, via spliceosome. The record is from RefSeq and is a predicted model, not a curated record. Bases 293 to 1846 code for a protein of 517 amino acids. Lineage: Eukaryota; Metazoa; Chordata; Actinopteri; Clupeiformes; Clupeidae.
GCACACAUUCUCACUCACACACACACAUACAUACACAGGGAUCACGCCUCCACCGGGAUCAGGCGGACGCUGGCGCCUUCCGUUUUUCAUUUCAUCCUGACGGUACAUCUAUAUUCGUUUGUAAAUAUUUGCCGAGAUUAUAAAUAGUGUCGGGAUUUUUUAUAUCUGCACGUCUUACUAUAUAUACAUAUCAUUUCUAUAUUUAAAAAGGAAAAUACACUUCUUUGUAAUCUCUUGAACAUCCACCCGCGUCGCUUCUACACUGGAAGAACAACUCCUUUGCCGUAAGAAGAUGGCAACUUUAACCAACGGACAAGUGGACGGCUCAGUUCACGCUGGAGCGGCCAGCACAAACGGGCUCGUGAACGGAAUAAGCCACAGCCACAGUCCCGCGAGCUGCGCCACCAUUCCCAUGAAGGAUCACGAUGCCAUCAAACUGUUCAUCGGGCAGAUACCGCGGAACCUGGACGAGAAGGACCUCCGGCCGCUCUUCGAGGAAUUCGGCAAGAUCUACGAGCUGACCGUGCUGAAGGACCGCUUCACGGGCAUGCACAAAGGCUGUGCCUUCCUGACAUACUGUGCGAGGGACUCGGCUCUGAAAGCGCAGACCGCUCUGCACGAGCAGAAGACCCUGCCUGGGAUGAACAGGCCAAUCCAAGUGAAGCCAGCAGACAGCGAGAGCAGAGGAGAAGACAGAAAACUGUUUGUGGGGAUGCUGAACAAGCAGCAGUGUGAGGAUGACGUGCGACGCCUCUUUGAGUCCUUCGGCAGCAUCGAGGAGUGCACCAUUCUUAGGGGCCCUGAUGGAAACAGCAAAGGUUGUGCAUUUGUGAAGUAUUCGUCUCAUGCUGAGGCUCAGGCGGCGAUUGCUGCUCUACACGGGAGCCAGACCAUGCCUGUAAGUGGUGCCUCCUCCAGUCUGGUGGUGAAGUUUGCCGACACUGAUAAGGAGCGCACCAUCCGGCGCAUGCAGCAGAUGGCCGGUCAGAUGGGCAUCUUUAACCCCAUGGCCCUGCAGUUCGGCGCCUACGGAGCCUACGCACAGGUGCAGCAGCAGGCUGCUCUGAUGGCGUCGGUAGGGCAGGGCGGCUACCUGAGCCCCAUGGCUGCGUUCGCUGCCGCUCAGAUGCAGCACAUGGCCACCAUCAAUGGCCUGCCGGGAGCCCCUAUGACCCCCACGUCAGGUGGCAGUACUCCUCCAGGUAUCACAGCUCCCACGGUGACCAGCAUCUCCUCCCCCAUCAGCGUGAACGGCUUCACCGGCCUCCCCCCGCCGCAGGCCAACGGCCAGCCCCCUGCCGAGGCCGUCUUCACCAACGGCAUACACCCCUACCCGGUCUUGCAGGAGGUGGUGUUUAGGGAGGACUCGGAGAAGGCUCCCCGCAGCUGUUUUGGGGUGCAGGGCAGCUGUUUCCUGUCCCCCCUCUCUGAAGCUCAGAGUCCAACUGCAGCUGAUCCCCUUCAGCAGGCUUAUGCCGGAGUUCAGCAGUAUGCAGCAGCCUACCCAGCAUACGGUCAGAUCAGCCAGGCCUUUCCCCAGCCUCCUCCCCUAAUCCCACAACAGCAGAGAGAAGGGCCAGAAGGCUGCAACCUGUUCAUCUAUCACCUCCCUCAGGAGUUUGGGGAUGGGGAGCUCAUGCAGAUGUUCCUGCCUUUCGGUAAUGUCAUCUCCUCCAAAGUGUUUGUGGAUCGCGCGACAAACCAAAGUAAAUGCUUUGGCUUUGUGAGUUUUGAUAAUCCGGGCAGUGCCCAGGCUGCCAUCCAGUCCAUGAACGGCUUCCAGAUUGGCAUGAAGAGGCUGAAGGUGCAGCUCAAGAGGCCGAAGGACGCCAAUCGCCCAUAUUAACCCUCCCCCUCCCCCCUUUCACCACCCCUCCACCCUGGGGGUGGGAUUCCACCGCUGUGCACAGGGAACAACAGGUUUUUGUAGAGCUGGACCACACGUUGACAACAUGACAAAAACGUCGUUGACAUCAAAAGAAACAAAAACAAACUAACAAAAAAGGACCAGAUUUUGCUGGGGAGUUGAGCUUCAGGUGGAGACGGAGGGCUGACUGCGGAUGUUGAAGAGCCAGCCCCCAGAGUGGACUCCACAGCCGGGCCACACGGACCUUUCACCAACCCCUCGAGAACCAGGAUGCUUUGGGUCUCACCAGGACCUUCCCUCUCUCUCACCAUCUGCCUGGGGAAGACCCAUCUCAUAGGACCAUGGAAGUACCACGUUGAAAAAAAUAACUAGAUAUAAUACUGAAGAAAUGAAAAAAGGAAGAACAAAAAGAGCAAGAAGAAACAAAUUAACUUUCAAGAAAACUGAUAAAGACUUUUAAGGGGAAACGACAUACUCUUGGGGUUUGAGAGGAGAAAAUGAAAAAAAAAAACUCUUUUUAACAAUUUUAGAAGAACUUGAAGACAAUGACAAAAAAUGAGAAACUUUUUGGAGAAAGAGGGAACAUUUUGAAGGAGAUGACGAUUCAGGACACAAACUUUGUUUCGUUUUUUUGGGAUGGCUAUCUUUAUCUUGGAGUGCCUGUCCGUUUCCAGGGGCCACGGUUGCCAGAGCAACAGCAACAGUCCCCCUGGGAGACUUACCCGUCAUUCCUUAGUUGUUUAGGGACCAAAAGACCAAGCCUUUUUACUGCUAAAAGACUCAUAGCUGUAACAUAUGUCGGACCACUGCAUCUCUUUCGCUGUGCCAAUCAGUUCAAAGAGUUGUAUUUAAAGAAAAAAAAAAUGUAUAAGUAGACUCUAUAUAAAUAUAUGUAUAAAACAUACAUAUAUAUAUAUUGCUGAUAUGCUUUUGAAUACUGGCAAAACUAUUUCAGAUGAUCCUGUGGAGGGUCACUCACUUCGCUAGUUUACAACUUACUGCUACAAAAAUGAAAAAGUAUUUAUUUUUUUCUCUUCUUGAUUUUUCUUUUUUUUGUUCCUCCUCCUGACCAGGAGGUGGGGGUGCAUGGGGAGGGUUGUUGCUGUCGCAGCCUUACCUUUUAUAUCUGCACAUCCUAACCUUGUAGUUAAGAAACCACCGCUAAACGGUUUGAAAUAUACAAACUCCUUUAUAUUUACAGUACAUAUAGAUAUAUAUGUAUAGCGAAAAAAUUCAAGCUAAAAAAAUGUAUUCAUAUAUAUACUGACGUGUACAAUAACACUCAUCUAUAUAUAUGGAUACAUGGAUAUUAAUCCUGAAACCCAUAUAUGUAUUUAUAUGCAUAUAUUUUAUAUAUGUGUGUAUAUAUCUAGAAAAACGGCUAUUCGAUUAGGUAGAGCUGUACUUUUUUGUAGAUUUUAGCUGGAGUUUGAAGCACUGCUCUGCUUGGUCUUAACCCUGGGAAGAGUCACACACCUGGCAGCUCCCACUCAGCAGGCAUUCCUCUCUCUGACGACAACAUAUAUGCCAACGCACACGGGACAAGUGUGUAUAUUAUUACUAUAUAUGUAUAUACCUGUAUAUGCUACUCUUCAAAGAAAAAAAAAACGCAAAAAGGCCUCUUCCUAUUUAGAAGACUUGAAGAGAGUCAGGCUCGAGAAUCAGGAUAUUUCUCCUUUUUCGACUUCUUUCCUUUCGAGAGAAAAGACUUUACACAAUAUCCUAAGCAUAUCUGCCUCUUUUGCCAAGUAGACUUGACGUACACACGAUAAACACAUACACACAAAAAAAUACAGUACACACAGGGUGUCACACACACAUGGAACUAAACUUUGAAUGCAUACAGUAUACAUACAAACACACACACACACACACACAAACUCACAAACAGUGCUCUUGUAAAAGCUGGAAAUCAGAUGUGACAGUAAUCAUUUGGGUCUCUCCUGGGUGUGCAAAGAUUGUAGGCCGUUCCACACUGUCCUGACAAUGUGACAUGCAAACACUGUGUUUGUCAGCGUCACAAGCAGCCUCCGUUAACUUGAUGUCAAGCCCGCUACGGCAACGGUCUAGUCCAAACAGAGCUGCAAAAAAAUAAAAAAAUUAAAAAUAAAAUAAAAUAAGACAAAAAAAUAAAUAAAUGAUUAAGCCUAAUAGUUAGCUAGCAUCUUAUGUAGGAUAUUCUCUCGCCUGACACUCAAAGCCUUGAGCCUUUUUAUUUUUAGCCAUUGCACAGUUCUAUGGUGACACUGAACACGAACAGGGCAUUAAGUUCCGUUUUUCGGUCACAAAAGGUAUUUACAACAGACUCCACCCAAGCAGUAUUUUACACAGGGGCCGCCCAGAGAGGGAGCCAACUGCUCAUCAACAGACUUGAUCUUGAAGCUAAAUUAGCACAUAGCUCCGAAUGAGGAGGUAGUUUGAAAGCUAUGUGCUUGGGUCAAUGGGAAGUUCUACAGCAUGAAAUCAGGAGGAAGGAUGUAUUGAUAGGGUGGGGGGGGUAAAGGUCACGUGGAGUCGAAUCUGACUUUCACUGAUCACUGAGUAUUGCCUGCCGCAUGGCUUCGGUGGACCCUAGAGGUUUGCAGGUGUUGCAUGGCUGACUGCUUCCGCGUUACAAAGAAAAAGGGAGGUGUGUGAAGGUCCUGCAAACGACGCUCUAGAUUGUGAAAGAACCGGACGGCGAGAGGUUUUUAAGCACCUGCAUUUAUCAGCCCCCUCUCAUUGGCUUUCGUCCUGCACUUCCGGACUCACACUUCGCUGCCAGAGUGACAUUGCAGAGACCACCUCCAAGAAUGUCUCACACACAUCAUUCAUACCUCACAAGCACGACAGGAUAGGUCUCUUUUCUUUCCUUGGUUUUUAACCUUCAAUCCUGUCUCUGACAGUAAUCUGUUUUAUUCUGCCUCUUUGUAUCACUGCUGAAAUCAUACUUUAAGUUCUUCUUGCAAGCAUGUCUCAUUUGGUGGGUUACAGCCAGUGUAUUGUUUAUGAUGUAAACAUUUUUGGUAUCAUUCUCAAAUGCAGGCUUUACUCUUAAACCCCACAUGAGUUGCUCAGACUAGACUGCAUCAUAUUGAAUCUCCCCUUUUCACUCCAAAUGCUCAACUUUAACCUUGUAAAUAACGACACAAGCCGUUACAUAACACAACUUACCACAGUAGGCCACAGUUAAGGGUGAUUGGGUUGAAAUAAAUUUAAAAGAUUUACCUGUGUCAACACAUUUUUGGAAGAUGAAUAUAUGUGGUAUACAGGACAUGGCUUCCAUGAUGUCAAUUUUAGCCAAUUGUGGGUAACUGAAGGGAGGAAAGGAAAGACACGCCACUUGCAUACUUGAUUUUCCUCAGAGUGAGAGCAGCAUUUCUCCGCCAUAUUUGAAGGACUCUCCAGAAUGGGAUAGUCUUUGGUGAUAUAGCAGCCGGGAAAUGCAGCCCUUGCCAUGGCUGUAGCCUACAUCAUGAGACAUGCUCUACUCAAAACAUGCCUCGCAAUUUCUCUUUCGCUUUCUCUUUCUAUUAUCAGACCACCACCAUCAGUAAUGCUGCAGCUGUUUGCAUAAACAGUCCAGAGAAAUAUAAUGGUUAACAGGCAACCAAGAAAUCAGAAGAGGAUUUAUUAUAAAUAUAAAUAUAUAAAUAUAUACAUAAACUGGUGAAUAUACUGUAAAUGUUUCUUUUUGGGGGGGGCUCUCUUUUCUUCUGUACAUAGGUUUGCAUAUUUUAUAGGACUUUUUUCUUCUAUCUAUGAGGACUGGAUGAAAAUGAAUCACUUUAAAUAAUGAAAUAAGACAAAUUAGAAAAAAAAAAAGAUAAUGCUAUCGAAAAAAAAAAAGUGAAAUCUUUUAAAAUGAACGCAGGGGAACAUUGAGGCCACAGGUUUGUGAAUGGGGGGAGAGGAGAGUGGAUGGAGAGAGUGCAGAGGAUGAGAGAAGAGAGCACCCAGUUCAAUCAGAUGGAAAUAACUUAACAUGCGUUCUUCGUACGCAUUGAGAAACCGUUAUGCCUACAUGCUCUGUUGAUUUCUGUUUAAUUUCUACGGUUGUAUUGUUUUCACAUGUUAAUUUAUUUAUUUUGCCUGGAGUGAGUUAGUAUGUAUGUAUGUAUGUAUGGAUGGAUGUAUGGAGGAGUGGGAGUAUGUUUUAUUUAUUUUGUUAUUUAUUACAGAUUGCAUUUUUAACGAGUUUAUGAGUUUGUGCUUUGACAAGGAAGCCAUUUUUUUGGAAAAUAUAUUUUUGAAGAUGUUUUAUAUUAUGAAACAGGCAUUGGUCAGAGGCAGGGUCAUCAUUUCACUGGGGGACGUUCCAUAUGCCCACGUAAUGCUGGUCUUUGCUAUGUUCUGCUCAACUCUGCUGUUCUACCGUCUCUGUGUAGAUCAGAAAUGUGCUGUACCUUUUCCCCCCCUCUCCCCACACACACACACUCACAUAUUGCUCCAAUCCUAUCAUAGAACUAAGCCUGCAAUCCAACUUUCAAAAAUUGCAGAUUUUGCUCCAUCAUAUUUGUUGUGCUUAUCUUCUUUCUGAUUUCAAACAAGCCACUGGUCUGAUAUGCAGGAAUGAAACAUAAAAGACAUGUAGAUUGAUGAGCAAAUAAAUUAAAAUGACACAGAAACAAUCUUUUUUUCUCAGCACAGUGAAGGAGGGCAGAGUGUUGUGUGUGGUGUGCCAGCCUAUCAAUCACGGUGAGGCUGGGCGUGGGAUUGGUUCAUCACAAGUGGUACAGGACUUUGAUUGGUCAGAGCGCUUUGCUGCUCCUGCCGUUUCUCCAAUCAGUGCAUUUCUGUGGUCCUCGGACUCUUUUUUUGUAAUUUUACUGAAUGAUGCGUCUCCGCUUAGCCCAAUAAUAAAGCACAGUCUACAAUAAUCCCAA